Molecule: messenger RNA, 2268 nt
Organism: Myzus persicae (green peach aphid)
Lineage: Eukaryota; Metazoa; Arthropoda; Insecta; Hemiptera; Aphididae
Gene: Dlish
Product: SH3 domain-containing protein Dlish
Exons: 7
Coding region: 222-1358 (378 amino acids)
Biological process (GO): superoxide anion generation
Molecular function (GO): superoxide-generating NADPH oxidase activator activity; protein binding
Source: RefSeq, a predicted model, not a curated record
AACCUGUUCGACCGCCGGCGCCACCGCCGUUGCCUUCGGAUAAUAAUAAUGAUGAUUGAUUGUCAAUAAAUAAUUGACACCAGCGUCCAGUAAGUUGCCUGGUUAAGCUUCUGCUGCGUGUUCCCUUUUGUGUUUACAUGGUUUUCCCGAGCCGGAAAAACGGAUAUACACCUUAGGUGAUCAGUAACACGACUAGCAUGCGCGGUGGCCAAUAAACAAUAAUGGCUUUCCUGUGUCCCGUGAGAAUUCGCCGAGGCAAGAAGAAAAAAAGUGGUUCUACCAGCGACUUGGACAAAGAAGUGUUACGAGGAACCAACGCUAAUGGACCAGUUCCUGGUAUGGGACGUAUUACUGGUAGUGCAUCUAUUGAGACGCUGGUGCGUGUUGGGAUUGAGAAGGAAAACGGUUUGUCGCCUGAUAGCAAAAUGGUUGUACUUCACGAUUUCACACCGUGUGUAGAUGAUGAGCUGACCGUGAAACGAGGCCAGGUAGUCAACAUCCUAUACCGAGAGAAUGACUGGGUAUAUGUAAUUGCAGAGGACAGUCGUCAAGAAGGUUUUAUACCUCAUUCGUAUUGUACACCUUAUAAUUCACAACUUGGUGAAAUAGCUUUAAAUAAUGUCAAAAAGAAAUUACCACGUGCACCAGCUGCUACGCCAACUGAAACUGUUGUUGAAGUUGAAAUCAAUGAGCAACAAAAACAUGGUAAUUGUGGUGAUUUAUCUGAUUGUGAAAGUUUUGGCAAUAAAACUCAAGAACACAAAAAUCAAAACAAACAGAACAUUAGUAGCUCUAGAGCAUCAUUAUUAAGUGCGUCUUCACAUCCUGAGAUACGACCAUUUUUCAAAGACCCUGCAGGACGUUACAUUGUGUUAUACACUUUCAUAGCAAGAGAUGAGAAUGAUGUGAGUGUCGAGAGAGGAGAAUUUGUAACUGUAUUAAACAGAGAAGAUCCUGAUUGGUAUUGGAUUAUUCGCAGUGAUGGACAAGAAGGUUUUGUUCCUAGUGGAUUUGUAUAUCCAGCUGAUAUAAUACAAGGGCACAUAAAUCAAAUGAAUAAUAAUCAGUGUGCUGGUACUACUAAUACUGGACUACCUCCGGUUACACGAGCACGGCCACGGAAAAACUCUUGUGUGGCUGAUGACGACCCAGCAAUUCAUGGUACUGAAAUGGUAAUGCUUUAUGAUUAUAAGCCGCAAGCACCAGAUGAUCUGUCAGUUAAGCGUGGUGAAUGGAUAUAUGCAGAUCUUACCAAUCAAAUGGUCGAAGGGUGGUUAUGGACUUAUGCUCCUAAAACAAGAAAGUACGGUUUCAUACCUAAAGCAUAUGCUCAUCCACCUGCUAUGACCAGUUUGUGAAUACAUUGCAGCUGAUAUUGUUGGAUCAUUAUUCAUUACUAUAAAAAAGUAUUAUUUAAGUAUCAAAUAAGUACUCUAACCUUAUAAUAUUAUGUAAGCUGAACAUAACUUUAUUUCUGUUGACUAUUCUUCUUAUACCUUCGAUGAUCUUUCAAAACCAAUAAUUGUGAUAUUUUGUAGGAUAAUGGGAUUGGUAAUAAUAAAAUAUUUAGAUAAAUUAAUAUAGUUUUAUAAUAACAAUUGAAUACUUAUAUAUUGCUAUAAUAGUAUUAUUAUACAGUUUGAAUCUGAUCUGUUUUCACCCACAUACAUUUUAUUGUUUGAAAGAAUGAAAAUAAGAUUUGAGUUUAUCUGUACAAAUAUUAUGUAUAAAACUAAAGUUAUUUCAAAUACAGAUAACCGAAAAUUUCUUGAUUAAAUCUUAGAUUCUUCUCACCAAAAAUGCUUGAAUAAAACCUAACUAUGACUUAUAAAAUGAAUAGCAGAUUAUGAGCUCUACCUUUUAUUUUAGAUGAUUAGAUAUAUAUAUUUAAAUACAUAUAACGGUGGUUGAAAUUAAUGGAUGAAAUAUAUCAACAAAAAUAAGGUUUGAAUUGAGCUACUGUAUCCUUUCCUAAUUACAUUUUAAGAGAUUUUUUUAAGGACUUAUUGUUAUUUAAGACAUCAAAAUUCAUCUUGACACAAUUUGUGAUAUUAAGAUUUUACUAUAUCUAAAAAUACACAAGAAGUGUAAAUGAACUUUGACUAAAGAACUUAAAAUGUCUUUAAAGACUAAAACAAAAGUUGUAUCUGUAUGUUUUUCAUAGUCUAUGAUAGUUUUAUUAAUUGAAAAUAUUAACUUAAAUAUGGAGUUCUUGCCACUAUUUUAUAUUAAAUGUAAAAUUUUCUUCAGAGAAACUAUUAUUCUAAC